Molecule: messenger RNA, 1098 nt
Organism: Rotaria sp. Silwood2
Lineage: Eukaryota; Metazoa; Rotifera; Eurotatoria; Philodinida; Philodinidae
Source: the annotation of a GenBank genome assembly
AUGACAAUGGAUCAAUAUAAAACAAUGAAAAUUAUACUUCAUUAUGAAUCUCCACAUGGUCAGAAAAAGAAACAAUGUAAAUCACUAGAAAGACUUGAUGGUGAUAUUAAAUUAUUAAAUCAACAAAAAUAUCGACUGGAAUUAGUUUAUCUUAUUCGUAAAGGCUAUGAAUUAUUACGUGGAUCUGAACAAACAUUUACUACUAAUCAGCAAAGUGUAUUAGAUCCUAUUGAAGGUUUAGAACAAACAAUAAAAAAUCAUUCAACUAAUGAUAAUUAUUUAACAGAUUUACUUACAGAUCUUACAGGUCAAAUAAAAGCUGCAUUUUCUCGAUAUGAUUGGUUCGCAAAAUGGGGUAUUCAUUAUUUACCGAGUAUUACACGUGCUCAUUUACUUCAACAAUGUAAUAAUUUUAAAGAUCCAGGUGUUCAACAUUAUGGUCAAGGUCAAUUAUUUAAUACAGUUCGAGAUGAAAUGGAUGCUAUAUUUUGUAGUUUACCAGCACCAAAACGAGCAAAUUCUGGUGCAACUAUUGAUAUGUCUGUUUUUAAUAAUUCAGAUAAUCCAUGUUUUCACGGUUCAUGUACAGUUAAGCUUUUUGAUGGUUCAAUUAAAUUUGUUAAAGAUAUUCGACGCGGUGAUCGAUUAUAUCCACAUGGCGGUACAAUUAAUUAUAUUUUAAAAACAAUUUGUAAUAAUCAACAAGCACAAAUGGUUUUACUUGAUACUGGUCUUAUUAUAACACCAUGGCAUCCAAUUCGUUUGAAUGGUAUUACAUGGAUAUUACCUUGUUCACUUGUUCCAUCUCCAACGAAUAUUACAUGUGAUGCAGUAUAUAGUUUUGCUUUGGAUCAAGGACAUACAAUAUGGAUAAAUGAUAUUGAAUGUGUUACAUUAGGUCAUGGUUUUAAAGAAGAUAUUGUUCGACAUGUUUAUUAUGGAAAUGAACGUGUUAUUGAAGAUUUGAGAAUUAUGGAUGGAGAACAAAAUUGUACAGGUUUUAUCGAAAUACAACCAAAAUGGUUGAUUAGAAAUAAACGAACAGGUCUUGUUAAUGGUAUUCGACAACCUGAAAACAUUGAUAUUAUUUCUAAUUAA